CUCCCCGCCUCGGCCGUCGCCGCUGCUCACGGCUGCUGUGGGGGCAGCGCCCCUGUCCCCGCUCUGUGUGUCAGCCUGUGAGGGGACAGGCGCAGAUGCUUUUUUCUUCUCUUGCCCCGUUUUUAUUUUUCUUUUAAUUUUGUUUCUAGAAAGGAAGGUUCAUGGUAUCUGGUGCUCUCUUCUUCCAAACACAAUAAAUCUGUUGAAGACAUUAGAUUUUUUUUUUCUAAAAUAAAAAGCGGCUGCAACAAAAACACACUCAAUGCAGUUAGAAGGAAAAGGUCAACUCGAUCCAAUACAGACCAACAAGGUGGAUGUGGACUGCAGAUUGUGAACCUAGACACACCUAGGGGAGGAAGGCAAGAAGAGUUGAACUUAAAGAGAGCCCAACGGAGAUAAACGAAUGUCCCCACAUCUCAAAAGGAAAGUUCAUCGGAUUUUUACUCUAGAGAUCUCAUUUUCAGGAUGUCAUUGAACACUUCUACUGCAGGAAAAGGUGUGGAUCCAAAUGCGGUUGACACUUACGACAGUGGUGAUGAUUGGGAAAUUGGUGUUGGGAAUUUAAUAAUCGAUUUGGACGCAGAUUUGGAGAAGGACAGACAGAAAUUUGAGAUGAAUAAUUCUACUAACACCAGCAGCAGCAGCAGCACCAGCUCCAAGGAUUGUGGGGGUCUGGCUUCCAGUGGGGCUAAUGCUACCUCAGCCUUAGCUGAUGGCCUAAAAUUUGCUUCUGUUCAGCCCUCUGCUCCCCAGGGGAAUUCCUCCCAUAAAGAGACUAGCAAAUCAAAAGUGAAAAGGAGUAAAACUUCUAAGGAUGCUAAUAAAUCUCUGCCUUCUGCUGCCUUGUAUGGGAUUCCUGAGAUCAGUGCUGGCAAGAGGCAGGAAGUCCAAGGGCGCCCUGGAGAGGCAACUGGCAUGAAUUCAGCACUGGGUCAGAGCGUGAGCAGUAACCCAAACGGCAAUAAUAACAACACCAGCAACAACACCACCAUUGCCUCUUGUGGGAAAAAUAAAGAGGAGAAACCAGGUAAAGCCCCAGGAAGCAGAGGCUCCAAGAGGGAUAAGGAUGUGGGAAAGUCCAGGAAGGACAAGCAACAUGACCUGCAGCAGGGCCACCCCAAUGGCAGUGGUGGUGGCAGUAGCCAAGCUUCUCCUGGACACCUCUAUGGCUUUGGGGCCAAGGGAGGUGGUGGUGGAAGCAGCAGCCCCUUCCAGUGUACCUCAUCUGCCAUGGGGGACGUGAGCAAAAGUACCUCGGAUUCAGGGUUAACGGGGAACUCUAUUUUGGUAAAGAAGGAAGAGGAGGAGGAGGAGAGCCACAGGCGAAUCAAGAAAUUGAAAACAGAAAAGGUUGAUCCCCUGUUUACAGUGCCUGCACCUCCACCUCCGAUUUCCAGCAGUACCACACCUCAGAUUCUGCCUUCCUACUUUUCCCCAUCUUCAUCCAAUAUUGCAGCACCAGUCGAGCAGCUUUUGGUACGGACUCGUUCAGUGGGUGUAAAUACUUGUGAGGUUGGAGUAGUAACAGAACCUGAAUGCCUUGGACCCUGUGAGCCUGGGACCAGCGUGAACUUGGAAGGAAUUGUAUGGCAUGAAACUGAAGAAGGUGUCCUAGUAGUAAAUGUUACAUGGAGGAACAAGACUUACGUUGGAACACUGCUGGACUGUACAAAGCAUGACUGGGCCCCUCCUAGAUUUUGUGAAUCGCCAACAAGUGACCUGGAGAUGCGUGGAGGACGGGGCAGGGGCAAGCGGGCAAGGUCUGCUGCAGCUGCAGCUGUACCUGGGAGUGAUGCAAGUUUUGCAGAGUCCAGAGGACUUCAGAAUAAGAAUCGAGGUGGUGGCAAUGGAAAGGGGAGGAGGGGGAGCCUUAACUCAAGUGGGCGCAGGACACCUCCAAACUGUGCUAUUGAUGAAGUCAAAGCCAGCCCCUCAUCCACAAACAAGAGGAAGACUAAGCCUCCAAUGGAGCUGGAUUUGAACUCCAGUUCGGAGGACAAUAAAUCUGGAAAGCGUGUUCGUACUAAUUCUAGAAGCACUCCCACCACCCCGCAGGGGAAACCUGAGACUACUUUUUUGGACCAGGGCUGCUCUUCUCCAGUGCUGAUUGACUGUCCUCACCCCAACUGCAACAAAAAGUACAAGCACAUUAAUGGAUUGCGAUACCAUCAGGCUCAUGCACAUUUGGACCCAGAAAACAAACUGGAAUUUGAGCCUGACAGCGAAGACAAAAUUUCGGACUGUGAGGAAGCCUUGAGUAAUGUGGCACUUGAAUGCAGUGAUCCAAGCACAAAUUUACCAGGCUUUGAUCCACUAAAAGCACCAUCAUCUCCUUCCUCCAUCACUACCCCAGGAACCCCCAAAGGAAAAAGGGAAUUGACCAGCAACGGCCCUGGUUCAGUUGUCAGUUCCAAAACUGGCAAGAAUUCUGGCAAAAAGAAGGGUCUUAACAGUGAAUUGAGCAGCCUUCCAGUAAUUUCUAAUAUGGCAGCCACACUGGAUAACUGCUCGGUAGCAGAUGGCAAUUUGCAAACUGAAAUGCCGAAACUGGAGGCUGAAGGGUUAAUUGACAAAAAGAGUUUGAGUGAUAAAGGUAAGAAAGCAAACAAUUGCAAAGUAGAUAAAAACCUUUCCAAACUGAAAACAGCCAGGCCCAUUGCCCCAGCACCAGCACCAACUCCUCCCCAAUUAAUAGCUAUACCUACUACAGCCUUUACAACCACCACUACAGGGACAAUACCGGGUCUGCCCUCUCUAACAACUACUAUUGUUCAGGCUACACCAAAGAGCCCUCCGCUAAAACCUAUUCAACCAAAGCCCACAAUAAUGGGAGAGCCAAGCACUGUAAACCCAGCUCUCACAUCACUCAAAGACAAAAAGAAAAAGGAGAAGCGAAAGCUCAAGGACAAAGAAAGCAAAGAGAUGGGAAGCCCCAAGGUGGAUUCUAAGCUGGGAAAGCUGGAGGAUUCAAAAGGGUCUGGGAAGGACUUAUCUGGACAUUUUUUAAAGGACCAUCUCAACAAGAAUGAAGUGCUAGCUAAUGGACUGUCAGAGUCACAAGAGAGCAGGAUGGCAAGUAUUAAGGCUGAAGCUGAUAAGGUUUACACGUUCACAGACAAUGCACCCAGCCCUUCCAUAGGGAGUGCCUCCAGGAUGGAAUGCAGCACUUUGGUGAAUGGACAAUCUGCCAUGGCGCCACUGCACGUGUUGACACAAAAUGGUGCAGAUAAUGUAGCUGCUAAAACCAACAGCCCUGCUUACUCAGAUAUUUCUGAUGCAGCUGAUGAUGGUGGCUCUGACAGCAGGUCAGAGGGCAUAAGGUCAAAGGCCAGCUCUCCGUCGGAUAUUAUUUCUAAUAAGGAUAGUGUUGUAAAAGGACAUUCUUCAACCACAGCACAAUCGGCGCAAGCAAAAGAGUCCCAUUCUCCCUAUUACCAUGGCUACGAUCCUUAUUAUUCCCCAAGUUACAUGCACUCUGGACAGGUCAGUACUCCAGCAGCUGGGAACAGCACCACCCCACAGGGGCUGAAGAUCAAAAAAGAGACUGAGGAAGAAGCUGAAAAGAAAGAGAAGGCAGAACCAUUAGAUGCCAAGAAAAGUGAGAGCGCUUCCUCGAAUUUGCAGCCACAGCAUCAGUCAGUAAUAACUCAAAGGCACCCUGCACUUGCUCAGUCACUUUAUUAUGGACAAUAUGCCUAUGGGCUCUAUAUGGACCAAAAGUCCUUAAUGGCCUCUAACCCUGCUUACAGGCAGCAGUAUGAAAAAUACUAUGAGGACCAGAGACUAGCAGAACAGAAGAUGGCACAAACUGGGAGGGACUGUGAAAGGAAGAAUGACCCUCCCUUGAAGGAGCCUGGGAAAGAGGAAAACAAGCAGAAGAAUAUUCCAUCUGCCACUAUUUCGAAGGCUCCUUCAACUCCAGAGACCAGCAAAAAUAACACUAAAAUAGGGUCAUCAGUCCCUAACAAAGGUGAGGAGACAAGCAAAUCACAGAUCCUUUCCAAUCACCAGCAGCAGCUGCAAUCUGACAGUUUCAAAGCCAAACAAAUGGAAAACCACCAGCUUAUAAAGGAGGCUGUAGAGAUGAAAUCUGUUAUGGACUCCAUGAAGCAAACAGGAGUAGAUCCAACCACAAGAUUUAAACAGGAUCCAGAUUCACGAACAUGGCAUCAUUAUGUCUAUCAGCCUAAAUACCUUGAUCAACAAAAAUCAGAAGAACUUGAUAGAGAGAAAAAGUUAAAAGAAGACAGUCCUAGAAAAACACCUAACAAGGAAAGUUCUCUGCCUAACCUCCCUGUCUCAUUAGCAAGCAUUAAAGAAGAGCCUAAAGAGGUCAAGCGUUCUGAUUCUCAAUCAGUGGAUGAGAGCAAGAUAAAAAACGAUGAUCGAAAGACACCUGUAAAUUGGAAGGACUCUCGGGGUGCUAGGGUAGCAGUGUCUUCACCAAUGAGUCAGCAUCAGUCAUAUAUCCAGUACUUGCAUGCUUAUCCUUAUCCACAGAUGUAUGAUCCCAACCAUCCAGCCUAUCGCGCAGUCUCUCCUGUCCUAAUGCACAGCUAUCCCGGGGCCUACCUCUCCCCAGGAUUUCAUUAUCCAGUUUAUGGGAAGAUGUCAGGAAGAGAAGAGGCAGAGAAAGUCAGUACCAGCCCAAGCAUCAAUGCGAAAUCAGCCACUGAGUCCAAAGCACUGGAUUUGCUCCAGCAGCAUGCCAGCCAGUAUCGCAGCAAGUCUCCUGUUCCUGUGGAAAAAUCAGCAGCUGAGCGUGAAAGGGAAGCAGAAAGGGAACGAGACCGUCAUUCCCCUUUUAGCCAGAGGCAUCUCCAUACGCACCAUCACACACAUGUUGGAAUGGGUUACCCCCUUAUACCUGGACAAUAUGACCCAUUUCAAGGAUUGACCUCUGCUGCCCUUGUUGCCACUCAGCAGGUGGCUGCGCAGGCAUCUGCAUCUGGUAUGUUUCCUGCACAAAGAAGAGAAUGAUGAUUUUGGGGAUCUACAUUGUCAUGUGACUGGAUCACAUGAGGAAGCGCUUUAUUACAGACAUCAGUUCCAUGGUGUUAAUUUGAAAUGCCUUAAUGGCAGGCAAAAACCAGUCAUUUCAUUUUUGUAAAUUGCAGAUUUUAUCACAGAGUAACAAAUGUUGCUGUAAUUAGACUUCUGUUUUUAUAUAUAUAUAUGCGUAUAUAUAUAUAUAUACAUAUAUAUAUAAAAAUAUAUAUAUUCUUUACUUUUUUUGUAUCAGUACCAAGGCUCGCACACAGGGUCUGCUGCUAAGUUGCGAACCACACAGUAAAAGGAGAUAUGUAUUUGUCAUGUUUAGAAAGCGUUAACAGCAAAAGUCUUUUUGUUUCUUUUCUCUUCUACUUCCUUUUUUCCUUCU
This is a messenger RNA of Dryobates pubescens (Downy woodpecker), 5380 nucleotides long. It is a transcript of the gene ZNF608, whose product is annotated as zinc finger protein 608. NCBI's taxonomy places the organism in Eukaryota, Metazoa, Chordata, Aves, Piciformes, Picidae. Gene Ontology annotation, cellular component: nucleus. The coding region runs from base 466 to 4980 and encodes 1504 amino acids. The record is from RefSeq and is a predicted model, not a curated record. The transcript has 10 exons. Gene Ontology annotation, biological process: regulation of transcription by RNA polymerase II.